GGGCCGUCUGUACUUCCGGCCAGUCUCGGUUCCGGUGUGGACAACCACCCAGGCAGCUGCGGUCCAGAAGGGCCGGGAGCAACAGCCCAGGGCGUAGCAGGCGGGUGCUGUGUAGGACCCCGGAGGGCCUUCGUCUCACCGCCCGCGCUUCUCUGGGCGUCGCCACGACGCACGCUGGGACUUCGUUUCCCAGAGGGCGCCGCGGCGGGCGGACACGCCCACUUCCGGCGGCGGUGGCGCGCAGUCCAGGUUCGAGCGGGCCCGGCUGGGCUGUGGGCUCGGCUGCCGGCCCGGCGCGGGGCCGCACGGGGCCCGCCGGGUGCCGGGCGUGCCCGGCCUCCGGGCUGUGUCUGCGACAUCGGGGGCUUGUGCGCGCGCGGCGGUGACAUGCGGGGGGCGGUGAGCGCGGGUGCCCGAGAGCUGGGGUCCCCGCAGCGGCGAGGCGCCCCCCGCACAAAGCACGGGGUGGACCGAGGCCGGACCGCGGGGACCCCGGCUUCUUUCGCCCGCCCUGCCCGGGGAAGGCCGCGCGCGAGGAAUGGUCUCACAUCCAAGGGCCAGCGAGGAGCGGCGACCACGGGGCCUGAGAACAGAGCUCUGCCUUCCAGGGACACUGCCCUCCUCCAGGAAAGGAAGCACAGGCAGGAGGCGGCAGCAAGGGGAAUUGAACGGAAGGCCGUGUCCCAGAGCUCGGUCACCUUUGGGGACGUGGCCGUGGACUUCUCCCAGGACGAGUGGGCCUGGCUGGACGCGACUCAGAGGAGCCUCUACCGGAGCGUGAUGCUGGAGAACUACAGGAACCUGGUCUCUCUGGGGCUUUGCGGCUCUAAGCCCGACAUGAUCUCCUCGUUGGAGCAGAGGAAGGAGCCCUGGACGGUGAAGAGAAAGCUGCCAGGCAGCGGGUGCGCAGACCCACAAGCUGUGCCAAAGGCCAAGGAGGCGUCUUCAAAGAAGAGUUGCUUCGAAGAGAAGUUAUCGCAGGCAGUGCUGGUGGAGAGACUCGCCAACCGCGGUCUCGAGGGCCCCGCGCUAGGGCGCGACUGGGGCUACCGCGCUCUGUUGGAGCAGCAGGCGGGCGUGGUGACCGUCACAAGCAUGGACCUGGACCUCCCCCCGCAUCCAGGCCCUGCUCGGAAGAGCUUCCGUAAGGACGCCGUGUGGGAGCACCACAGUCUGCGGCCAGCAGGACGCCGUGUGUCUGAGCCGGAUCUGGUCUCGCUGCUGGAGCAUGCGAAGGCACCCUGGAGGCUGCCGCGAGAGCUGGCGAGAGGCCUGUCCUCAGGCCAACAGUCUAUACAUGAGACCCAGGAAUUACUUCCAAAGCAGGAUUCAUUUGCUGAAGUGGUAACAGACAGAACUUCAAACACUAAUAACCUAGAGUGUUCCACUUUCAGAGGAAGCUGGGAUUCUGGGGGUCUGUUUGAAAGGAAGCUGGUAGGUCAAGAGACACAAUUCAGGCGAGAGCCUGUCACCCAUAACAAAACCCUCUCUAAGGAAAGAGAGUGUAUAUAUAACAAAUCUGGAAGAUGGUUCCAUUUGGAUGUUUCACAAGAGAGAGUUCACAGUCAUGAUUCAGUUAAAAAAGCUUUCCCCCAAAAUUCAGUGGUAAUAAAGCAUGCAGGAAUCUAUUCAGGAAAAAAACUUUUCAAAUGUAAUGAAUGUAAGAAAACUUUUACCCAGAGCUCAUCCCUCACCGUCCAUCAGAGAAUUCACACUGGAGAGAAGCCCUAUAAAUGUAAUGAAUGUGGAAAGGCCUUCAGCGAUGGCUCGUCCUUUGCCCGGCAUCAGAGGUGUCACACUGGCAAGAAGCCCUACGAAUGUAUCGAGUGUGGGAAAGCCUUCAUACAGAACACAUCCCUCAUCCGCCACUGGAGGUACUACCACACCGGGGAGAAACCCUUCGACUGCAUCGACUGUGGGAAAGCCUUCAGUGACCACAUCGGACUCAAUCAGCACAGGAGAAUUCAUACUGGAGAGAAGCCCUACAAAUGUGAUGUGUGUGACAAAUCCUUCAGGUAUGGCUCAUCCCUGACUGUCCAUCAGAGGAUUCAUACUGGAGAGAAACCCUAUGAGUGUGACGUGUGUCGAAAAGCCUUCAGCCACCAUGCGUCACUCACUCAGCACCAGAGGGUGCAUUCUGGAGAGAAGCCUUUCAAGUGUAAGGAGUGCGGCAAAGCCUUUAGACAGAACAUACACCUUGCCAGCCACCUGAGGAUUCACACCGGAGAGAAGCCCUUUGAAUGUGGGGAGUGCGGUAAGUCCUUCAGCAUCAGCUCCCAGCUGGCCACCCAUCAGAGGAUUCACACUGGAGAGAAGCCCUAUGAAUGUAAGGUGUGCAGCAAAGCUUUCACUCAGAAGGCUCACCUCGCACAGCAUCAGAAAACGCACACGGGGGAGAAGCCCUAUGAGUGUAAGGAGUGCGGGAAGGCCUUCAGCCAGACCACACAUCUUAUUCAGCACCAGAGAGUUCACACUGGAGAGAAACCCUAUAAAUGUAUGGAGUGUGGGAAGGCCUUUGGGGAUAACUCAUCCUGCACUCAGCAUCAGAGGCUUCACACUGGACAAAGGCCCUACGAGUGCCUCGAGUGCGGGAAGGCAUUCAAGACGAAAUCGUCCCUCAUCUGUCACCGAAGGAGUCACACUGGGGAGAAGCCGUACGAAUGUAGCGCGUGUGGCAAAGCCUUCAGCCACCGCCAGUCCCUCAGCGUCCACCAGCGAAUUCAUUCUGGAAAGAAGCCGUACGAGUGCAAGGAGUGCAGGAAGACCUUCAUCCAGAUCGGACACCUCAAUCAGCACAAACGCGUGCACACGGGGGAGAGACCCCACGGCCCCAAGAGAAGCAGGAAGGCCUUCAGGCAGGCCUCCCACUCCGCACACCAGAGAGCGCACGCUGGGGGGGCCUCCGCACGCCCUUCCGUACCCUCCACGUCGAGCCCUGUGGAUCUGGUACCCAAGUUUCUCUGGAAUCCACCCUCCCUCCCACCACCAUAGCAUCACGAGCCCCUGCCACAGCAGCGGAAAAGCUUGUCUCUCUGUUCUUCAUAUCGUUCUGCUUUUGUCCCGUAAAAGUUGGUUGUUUAUGUUGCAGUCAGAA
Molecule: messenger RNA, 3094 nt
Organism: Phacochoerus africanus (Common warthog)
Lineage: Eukaryota; Metazoa; Chordata; Mammalia; Artiodactyla; Suidae
Gene: ZFP28
Product: ZFP28 zinc finger protein
Exons: 8
Coding region: 388-2991 (867 amino acids)
Biological process (GO): regulation of transcription by RNA polymerase II
Cellular component (GO): nucleus
Molecular function (GO): DNA-binding transcription activator activity, RNA polymerase II-specific; RNA polymerase II cis-regulatory region sequence-specific DNA binding
Source: RefSeq, a predicted model, not a curated record